CAGACGGACUAUCGGUUGCGUCGCGCAUAUAAUUCCCUAGAAUCGCCGGAUUUUAUGCAUGACUCUGGACAUGGAACAGGGUGAUCCGACCAGUGACGGCGCCGGAAACAACUCGAACCCGCCGUCGGCUCCGGUUUCCGGAACUCCUGGCGCGGGCACCAACGGCAACGCCGUUUCGGCCACGAUCGUUCCGGUUCGGACUGAUAAACAACCGCUGAAAGUAUGCGUUACCACGCAACCACACGUGCUCCUCCAGAGGAACUCGCUGUCGCCUUCGGUUCCCACACCAAGGAAGAUUAUGAGCAAGAACAACAACAACACCAUAUUUCCUACGUCCUACCCGAACAACCAAGCUGAGUUGCAGUUGUUUCGUGUAAUGCAGAAUGCUUCUUUGCUUCUCUACUACGACACGCUUCUCGAGAUGGGAGGCGACGAUGUCCAACAACUGUGUGACGCUGGAGAAGAAGAGUUCCUGGAGAUCAUGUCCUUGGUGGGGAUGGCGUCCAAGCCUCUGCACGUGAGAAGACUACAAAAAUCGCUGCAAGAGUGGGUGACGAACCCUAUCAAGUUCAAGGUGCCCCUGGUACCUGGAGAGGACUUCGAAGUGGAGCUUUCCAGUCCCAGAGUGACUAGCAAUCAUGUGUUCUAUGCCGAAACAGCUGCAUCUGAUGCUAACAGGACUAUGUAUUCCCCCUCCCCUGGUGAUCUUUGUGCCUUACCUCCUGUGUCUAGUCCGGGAUUGACAUUCACCAAUAAAAGACCUUAUUCUCCAAUGGACCCCAGUUGUCCGCCGUCUUCAAGUUCGAGUCCUGGUCCAAAUGUGCCCUCAGUGCAGCUGUCGCCUUGUCUGAUGGAAAACCAGAUUGCCAAACUUGCAGCUGCAGCUGAGAGGCUCAGUAAGCAGCUACCUCAGUUCGAACCGAAACCUCACAAUGCCAAAAAGAAGGUGUGCAAAGAACUAGAGUUGGUGAUGUCGAUGUCGGAAAAUGAUCCUAGGCGCAUGGACGAAAUUAGGCGAUAUGCAGCGAUAUACGGAAGGUUCGAUUGCAAAAGGAAACCUGAGAAACCUCUCACGUUACACGAAGUGUCUGUCAAUGAAGCAGCUGCUCAGAUUUGUAGGUUUAUCCCAGCUUUGCUCACUAGGAGGGAUGAACUCUUCCCUCUGGCUAGACAAGUUGUCAAAGAUUCUGGCUGUUAUUACUCCAAGACUCAACUAUCCACAGUUUACGUGAACAAAACUUUAGGAAUGAACCAAGAUAGUAGGGACGGAGAUAACAGCAUAUCAGCGAGGGGGAGUCCUAGGAUAUCGGAUAAUGACGGUUCGACGGUAAAACGGCAAAAGCUGGACUCGAACUCAGAUGGGGACGACCUCCGGCAGGAGUAUGAUGAUGGAGUUGUGAUCAGGUCGUCCUUGCAUUCGUUGUUCCAGCAGAACUUAAGAAACCAAUCCUCCAUAAGAGGUAAUAUAUCACGAAGAUCGUCAGUUGGAGUUGAAGUAGACGAAUCAGAUUCUCAAUUCACAUUUAGUAAUUCCAGUAGCCCCCAGCGAAAGCAAGAUGAUCAGCAAGAUGGCGAAGAAGAUCCUAGCAAGUAUUCUCCAAAGGUCCAAAUAGUCGCUGCCAGCGGCGACAACAUAAUCGCGGUCGCGAAUCCGGCCCUGGCGAUGUCGCCGGCGAUCCUACCACCACUUGCGGCCAUCAUCGAGGCCAGAGAGACCAGAGCUGAAGUAGACUAAGUGCCCAAGAAACCAACUGGACGAAUAAAUCAUUCAAACUGGGUGUUCCAAAGUAUGGGGCGAUCCUUAUGCAGAACACUAAAAAAUAAUGUGAAAGGAUCCUAUGAGGGUUUGCCCUGUGGGUUUCUGGACAUCACUGGAAAUCUUUUUUUUGUCAGAAGAACAUAAUAUCUCCAAAGGACACGACAAGCUUUUAUGGAAUUCGUCAUAUUAUUUUUUAUGUUCUGCAUAACUGCCAGAGGUUACUUACAUAUUUUGGGACACGCCGUACAUCAGAUGGAAUGUCCUAACUAUAACUUGAACCUAUAACGUUAACAAGCGUUGAUCAUUGAAGUUUCUCUCUUAAACAAGUUGUAAUACUGUGAUUUAUAUUUUAUCUGAAACUGUUUGCGAUGACUGAUACAUUGUAAGUUAUUAUUAGUGCAUAAUGCCCCAGUACUAUAAUAUAGUUCACCUUUCUUUUUUUCAUAAUCAAAAUAAACUUGUACUACUAACCUCUAUUUAUUCUCUUUAAACAAUAUUUUUAUUUUUUAUUAUAAUAUUAGCGAAU
This is a messenger RNA of Acanthoscelides obtectus, 2285 nucleotides long. The record is from the annotation of a GenBank genome assembly. Lineage: Eukaryota; Metazoa; Arthropoda; Insecta; Coleoptera; Chrysomelidae.